Dermatophagoides farinae (American house dust mite) is the source of this 3208-nucleotide messenger RNA. RefSeq names its product glycine dehydrogenase (decarboxylating), mitochondrial. Gene Ontology annotation, molecular function: glycine binding; pyridoxal phosphate binding; glycine dehydrogenase (decarboxylating) activity. Gene Ontology annotation, biological process: glycine decarboxylation via glycine cleavage system. Gene Ontology annotation, cellular component: mitochondrion; glycine cleavage complex. Lineage: Eukaryota; Metazoa; Arthropoda; Arachnida; Sarcoptiformes; Pyroglyphidae. The record is from RefSeq and is a predicted model, not a curated record.
AAUUCUUAUUGUGUGUGUAUGUGUACGUGAUAUCACGAUCAUUUUCAUAAUGUACCGUUUUUCAUUAUUAUCCCGUAAUAUAAAAACGGGACAAUUCAAUCGAAUAAAUCAUCAUCAUCAUCAUCAACAACAACAACAAUUUCGUAGCAUAUGUUGUUCAACAAGCAUAUUAUUUUCAUCAUCAUCAUCAUCAUUCAAUGCCAAUAAUAAUAAUCGUAUAAUAACCGAACCACAUAAUUCAUUCAUACAAAGACAUAUUGGUCCACGUGAUGAUGAUAAAAUUGAAAUGCUUAAAAAGAUUGGUUUCAAUUCAAUGGAUGAAUUGAUACAGGCAACAGUUCCAGAAUCGAUCCAAUUACAGAAAGAGAUUCGUCUGGAUCAACCAGACAAUGAAACAAGUAUAUUAAAAAGAUUGAAAGAUAUUGCCGAUUUAAAUCAAUGUAAAUGGCGUUCAUAUAUUGGAAUGGGUUAUUAUAAUUCCAUAAUACCAGCACCAAUUUUGCGUAAUAUUUUCGAAAAUCCCGGAUGGACAACACCAUAUACACCAUAUCAGGCGGAAAUUGCUCAAGGCCGUUUAGAAUCAUUAUUAAAUUUUCAGACAAUGGUCUGUGAUCUAACUGCAUUAGAUAUUGCUAAUGCUAGCCUUUUGGAUGAAGGAACUGCAGCUGCUGAAUCUAUGCAAAUGUGUUUUAGAUAUCAUAAAGAAAAACGACGCAAAUUUCUAUGCUCAAAUAAUGCACAUCCACAAACAACAGCAAUCGUUAAAACACGAUGUGAAGCAUUAGGAAUUAAAUUUGAAAUUUUUGAUGGCUCAAAAGAUGUAUUCGAUGGUGUGAAACCAUUGACUGAUACAUAUAAUUUGGCUGAAUAUUGUGGAAUACUUGUACAUUAUCCGGAUUCGAAUGGAAAUGUAGACAAUCUUGAAUCGAUUGUAAAUCUAGCAAAAGCCACAGAAACAAUAGUGAUUGCUGCAACUGAUCUGUUAGCAUUGACUAUGGUCAAACCACCAGGAGAAUAUGGCCAAUUCUGUGAUAUAGCCAUUGGAACGGCUCAACGUUUUGGAAUUCCGCUCAACUAUGGUGGACCACAUGCAGCUUUUUUGGCAUGUCGUGCCUAUUUAACUCGGUUAAUUCCAGGCAGAGUAGUAGGCUUGACCAAAGAUGCUCAAGGUAAUCAGGCAUUACGUUUAGCAUUACAGACUCGUGAACAGCAUAUCCGUCGUGAUAAAGCAACAUCAAAUAUUUGUACAGCGCAAGCAUUAUUGGCUAAUAUGAGUGCUAUGUUUGCCAUCUAUCAUGGUCCAAAAGGACUACGAGCUAUUGCUGAAGAUAUUCACAAGAAGGCGCUUUAUUUGGCCAAAAAAAUUAAUGAUAGAGGCGUUAAUCGUGUAAUCACUUAUAAUCCAUUUGAUACAUUAAAAGUGAAAGUUCAUGUAGCUAAACAUAUAAAAGCAAGAGCUGAUGCUGUUGGUAUCAAUUUACGAUACUAUCCGGAUGGACAUCAUAUUGGCAUUUCUAUCGAUGAAACUGUGACCGAUCAAGAUCUUAAUGAUUUAAUUUGGGUAAUGGAAGGUGAAAAAGAGGAACAUACCGAUCAUAUAAAUUAUCCAUACAAUUUUAUCCAAAAAGAAAGUGGUCUAUUGAAAAGUGCGAUCGUAAGAAAAUCACCAUUCUUAACCCAUCCAUUAUUCAAUUCAUAUCAUAGCGAAACUAAUCUUAUUCGUUAUAUGAAAAAAUUGGAAAACAAAGACAUAUCAUUAGUACAUUCAAUGAUACCAUUAGGAUCAUGUACAAUGAAAUUAAAUGCCACCACCGAAAUGAUACCAUGUUCAUGGCCAAUGAUAACCGAUGUACAUCCAUAUAUUCCACCAUCACAGGCUAAAGGUUAUCAAGUACUAAUCAAUGAACUGGAACACGAUCUUUGUGAAUUAACCGGCUAUGAUAAUGUAUCAUUUCAACCGAAUUCCGGUGCUCAAGGUGAAUAUGCUGGAUUACGUUGUAUCAAAGCCUAUCUUGAAUCACAAGGCGAAGGUUAUCGAAAUGUAUGUUUAAUUCCGGUUUCGGCACAUGGAACUAAUCCAGCUAGUGCAAAUAUGGCCGGUCUUCGUGUUGAACCGGUUUUAGUACUGAAAAACGGAAGUAUCGAUAAAGCUCAUUUGAAAGCUAAAUUGGAUAAACUUCAUGAUCAGAUUGCCUGCCUUAUGAUUACAUAUCCAUCAACAUUCGGUGUUUUCGAUGAAGAUAUUAGCGAUAUUUGCGAUAUGAUACAUUCAUGUGGUUCGGCACAAGUAUAUUUGGAUGGCGCAAACAUGAAUGCACAGGUUGGACUUUGUCGUCCAGGCGAUUAUGGUAGUGAUGUUUCGCAUUUAAAUCUACAUAAAACUUUUUGUAUUCCUCAUGGUGGUGGUGGACCAGGAAUGGGUCCGAUUGCUGUGAAAAAACAUCUUGCACCAUUUUUACCAUCACAUCCGAUCGUUCAUGAUGAUGUGAUUCGUGUACCAAAAAGUUUUGGCACAGUAUCGGCAGCACCAUGGGGUUCAGCUGCCAUAUUACCCAUUAGUUGGGCAUAUAUUAAAUUAAUGGGCUUAAAAGGAUUACGACAUUCAUCCGAAGUGGCCAUCCUGAAUGCCAAUUAUAUGAUUGCAAUAUUGAAAGAUGAAUACAAAAUUAUGUAUCUUGGUAAAAAUAAUACGGUUGCACAUGAAUUUAUUCUGGAUACAAGAGAAUUUAAACAGACAACAGGCGUUGAAGCAAUGGAUAUUGCAAAACGUUUACAGGAUUAUGGUUUCCAUGCACCAACCGUAUCAUUUCCAGUGCCGAAUACAUUAAUGAUUGAACCAACUGAAUCGGAAUCAAAACAAGAAUUAGAUCGUUACUGUCAUGCAUUGUUGAAUAUACGUCGUGAAAUUUCCGAUAUACAAAACGGUGUUUAUGAUAGAGAAAAUAAUCCAUUGAAAGGUGCACCACAUACACAACGAUUGAUUUGUUCUAGCAAUUGGGAUCGGGCUUAUUCACGUGAAAUUGCAGCUUUUCCAGCGCCAUAUGUACAGCCAGAAUCAAAAAUAUGGCCAACAGUUGCACGUAUCGAUGAUGCUUAUGGUGAUAAAAAUCUUUUCUGUACCUGUCCACCAGUUGAUUCAUCAUUUAAUUUUUAAUUUAAUUAAUCAUUAAUAAUAAAUUAAAAUAAUUUUGUUUUGUUCGAAAUUUGA